Vicia faba (fava bean) is the source of this 483-nucleotide messenger RNA. The record is from the annotation of a GenBank genome assembly. Lineage: Eukaryota; Viridiplantae; Streptophyta; Magnoliopsida; Fabales; Fabaceae.
AUGCUUUCUUCUCUUUCUCUUCCUUCUUCUCUCUUCGCCGCCGGAGUUAACACCACCGUAGCUCCACCUCCCCGCCGCGUCAGAUCUAAACCAUUUGUCAUCUCCGCCAGCGCUACUGCCACCGCUGAAGCUCGCUCUACAUGGACGGAACAACCAAGAACUUCGUAUCUGAACAUUAACACGAACACGAACUCUUCUCCUGCAUCGCUCUACGAGAUCCUCGGUAUACAAGCAAGUGCUUCCGUCCAAGAGAUCAAAUCUGCAUACCGUCGACUUGCCAGAGUCUACCACCCUGACGUGGCGGCGAAUCACCGGAAAAAUUCGUCGGCGGACGACUUCAUGAAAAUUCACGCUGCUUACUCCACGCUCUCGGAUCCUGAUAAACGUGCUAAUUAUGAUCGGAGUUUAUUCCGGCGACAACGGCCGUUGUCGAUGAUGUCCGGCUACUCGAGUCGGAAAUGGGAAACGGAUCAGUGUUGGUAG